CCUCAGUCUUCUACAGAUCAAUCAUUCUUCAUUGAGGAAGAUGCCAUAACAUGGCACAGCUGGUUUAACCAGUUAGACACAUCCUAUUUCCGUAUGUACAUCAAGCUGUUAUCCAGGGUACAGGAAACAGGUCGUGGAUGGGGAACCAUUUUGCUGUUACUCUUGCAUAUCAUGUCCAGAAGGAAUGAUUUCAGAAAAAGAGGAUCUGAAUGACUGCUAUAGUUGCACAGAAGAAAAAUAUCCCAACAAAAACCAGGAUUCAUGUAUUCCCAAGGACAUAAGCUUCUUGUCUUACAAAGAACCUUUGGGGAUCAGUUUAGCCUGUUUUGCUAUUUUCUGUUCCAUAAUCACAAUUCUCAUACUAAGGAUAUUUCUGAUGCAUCACAACACUCCCAUUGUCAAGGCCAGCAAUCGGGAUCUUACCUACAUGCUCCUGGUCAUCCUCCUGCUCUGCUUCCUUUGUGCACUACUAUUCAUUGGUCAGCCAACCAAAGUGGCAUGUAUUCUGCAACAAACUAUUUUCAGCAUCAUCUUCUCUGUGGCUAUUUCCUGUGUGCUGGCCAAGACUGUGACAGUGGUCCUGGCUUUUGUAGCAACAAAGCCAGGAAGUGGGAUAAAGAAGUGGGUGGGGAAAAGACUGGGCUACACUUUUAUUUUAUCUGGCUUCUUAAUUCAAGUAGGGAUUUGCACUAUAUGGUUGUCCAUCUCUCCUCCUAUUCCCGAUACUGACCUGCACUCAGAGAUUGAAAAAAUUGUCCUACAAUGUAAAGAAGGUUCCAUGAUUAUGUUUUACAUUGCAAAGUGUUAUAUGGGCUUCUUAGCCAUGAUCAGCUUCAUAGUGGCUUUCUUUGCCAGGAAAUUACCUGAUAGUUUCAAUGAAGCCAAGUUCAUCACUUUCAGCAUGCUGGUCUUCUGCAGCGUUUGGAUAUCCUUUGUUCCAACCUACCUGAGCACCAGGGAGAAAUAUACAGUGGCUGUGGAGAUCUUCUCAAUGUUAGCCUCAAGUGCUGGGCUGCUGAUCUGUAUCUUUUUCCCCAAAUGCUACAUUAUUGUUCUGAGACCAGAUUUGAACAACAGGCAGCUAAGAAGACAGACACAGUAGUGAAUGUGCCCUACAAUGUAGUGGUAAUAUGUAGGUGGACUUCCAUGUUUAUGUGUGUUUUAUUGUAGAAAUUGUGCUGAAUAUUUUUCCAAGCAUUUAUAUUGAUUAAAUUGUUAAAGGAUUAUAUUUCAUUAGGAACACUUUCAAUUUGAAGAUACCUGGAAAAGUAUCCAGCAUGUAUCUUCAAGUCAUCUUUCUCCUUCCCCAUUUUGAGUUAAUAAUAUGACUAUAAAGUCUGGGUAAUAACAAUGAUCAUCAAAUUCAAGAAA
Messenger RNA from Pantherophis guttatus, 1371 nucleotides. Its product is annotated as vomeronasal type-2 receptor 26-like. Gene Ontology annotation, biological process: G protein-coupled receptor signaling pathway. The record is from RefSeq and is a predicted model, not a curated record. Lineage: Eukaryota; Metazoa; Chordata; Lepidosauria; Squamata; Colubridae. Gene Ontology annotation, cellular component: plasma membrane. Gene Ontology annotation, molecular function: G protein-coupled receptor activity.